This is a messenger RNA of Hydatigera taeniaeformis, 339 nucleotides long. Lineage: Eukaryota; Metazoa; Platyhelminthes; Cestoda; Cyclophyllidea; Taeniidae. The record is from the annotation of a GenBank genome assembly.
AUGUCCUCUCCGAAGGGACGCUUGGUCGCCGUGAAUGCGUACCUCCUUCUCGCCCUCCUGUUGGCUGUCGUUAUAAUCAGUGCCGACGCUGCCUCAGUUCCACAUUGGUACAGUCGGGUCAUCGAAAAGCUAAACACUACGCUUGUUCAAAAUGGUUACUAUGCCAAGUGUCUCGUGGACAGUCCUGUCAGUGCCAUCGAUUGCAAAGGCGUCGCCUACGGUGCAGGGCUGAAAGCUGAGGCGGCAAAAGAUAAUGCUCGGUACUACGCCUCCGCCACUGGCGACUACCGCUGUGGAUACUUUGUCGGGCAAUGUAUAAUUCGCCAAUAUAGUAAAUGA